AAAUUAGGGUUUCGGGAGUGAUCAUUUUUGUUUUGCUAUUACAACUUUGUAAAUUACACGUGUCGUUUUCUAAAAAAGAAAUUAGAUUGUCAUGUACCUAAAAAAUAAAAUCGUCACGGAACAAGAAGCUCCUGAUUAAGGCAUGGAUCAGACAAGCAUUGUUGAGGCUUAUGCAUGUGGGCAAGUACCAGGGCUGUCUCUAUCAUCAUCUCUAUUUUCUUAUUCCAUACAAUAAUUUAUUAAUUAACCACAAAAAUUCAAUGAACGCACAUAAAAUAUCUUAUAAUCUAUCUAUAAAUUAAAACCAAUCUCUUUGUACAAUCCUUUAUCCUUUUCUUCGUUCAUCAUCUACAAGCAUCAAAAUUCUUCUGAAUAUCAUCGAAAUGGAAGUCAAUUAUUGUCCGGAAACACCGUUGCUUUCGUCAAACGAUCAUGAGGCUGGUGAUCAGAAACCGAAGUUAACCGGUAUGGUUUCUUCAAUGAAAUCAAAUUUCUUCACGGAUUUGCCUCACAAACUUCGAUCCAAUAUCGAUCCGGAGAACCCUUUUCACCUUGAUGUCUCCAAAGCUGCAGGCCUCAAAGGAGAUGAAAAGGAGUACUACGAAAGACAAUUGGCAACAUUAAAAUCCUUUGAGGAAGUAGAAAGUUUCUUAGCUCGAUCAGAUGAGUAUACCAUCGAUGAAAAAGAAGAAGAAGAAGAUCGAGCUGAGAGAGCUGCACAAGAGCUUGCCAUGCAAAUCUCCAAUUGGGCAAACAUCUUUUUACUUGCUCUCAAGAUAUAUGCUACUGUAAAGAGUGGAUCCAUAGCGAUUGCAGCAUCGACACUCGACUCUUUGCUUGACCUUAUGGCAGGAGGAAUACUUUGGUUCACACAUUUGUCAAUGAAGAACGUAAAUAUCUACAAAUAUCCUAUAGGAAAGCUUAGGGUGCAACCUGUUGGAAUCAUCAUUUUCGCCGCUGUUAUGGCCACCCUUGGGUUCCAAGUGCUGCUUGUGGCAGCUGAGCAAUUGAUUUCGAAUGAACCUUCAGAGAAGAUGAAUCAUGUCCAAUUGAUUUGGUUAUAUUCAAUCAUGCUAAGCGCAACAGCUAUCAAACUCGUCUUAUGGAUCUACUGCAAAAGCUCGAGAAAUCAUAUAGUUCGUGCCUACGCAAAGGAUCAUCACUUUGAUGUGGUAACAAAUGUUCUUGGAUUGGUCGCGGCCGUUCUUGCUAAUGCCUAUUAUUGGUGGCUCGAUCCGACUGGUGCUAUUCUUUUAGCCAUCUACACUAUUGUCAACUGGUCCGGGACUGUUAUGGAAAAUGCAGUUUCAUUGAUCGGACAAUCAGCUCCUCCAGAAGUACUACAAAAGCUGACAUACCUAGUGAUGCGCCAAGGUGGCGAUAACAUCAAACAUGUGGAUACCGUCCGUGCCUAUACCUUUGGUGUUCUCUAUUUUGUCGAGGUGGAUAUAGAACUGCCGGAGGAUUUGCCAUUGAAAGAAGCUCAUGCUAUUGGUGAAUCAUUGCAAAUAAAGCUUGAAGAACUUCCAGAGGUGGAAAGAGCUUUUGUUCAUCUAGAUUUUGAGUGUCAUCACAAGCCUGAACAUUCAGUCCUUUCUACAAUCCCCAAUGAUUUAUGAAGAUUGCAUGAGAAUCCCAGACCUAUGGAGGGGCCAAGACUAAUCCCUUGGGGGAGGUCUUCUCUAACUCAUAAAACAUUUUACAAGCUCUAAAAUGACCUUUUAAUUAGUUGGGACGCAUGCUAUCAUAUAUUUUUGUAACGCAAAUUUUUAUGUUUUUGCAAAUUCUUCCCUUUACAUCGGAUUUUGCAUUUAGAAUUUAAAUUAAUAUGUGAGAAACUAAAAAUAUGAAAUUCAUUAAAAUGAAGAGUUAUUAUAA
This is a messenger RNA of Arabidopsis lyrata subsp. lyrata, 1878 nucleotides long. RefSeq names its product putative metal tolerance protein C3. The record is from RefSeq and is a predicted model, not a curated record. Gene Ontology annotation, cellular component: membrane. Gene Ontology annotation, molecular function: manganese ion transmembrane transporter activity. Gene Ontology annotation, biological process: transmembrane transport; monoatomic cation transport. The transcript has 9 exons. NCBI's taxonomy places the organism in Eukaryota, Viridiplantae, Streptophyta, Magnoliopsida, Brassicales, Brassicaceae. Bases 384 to 1619 code for a protein of 411 amino acids.